AGACGUCUCUGCUCCACCGUCCCCUCGGUGGGUCAGGGCGUACCUUACCUCCCCUACUCUCAUUCCCAACUCUCUUUAGUUCUCUCUGCGCUGUCCUGUGCUUCUCAACCCUUUCAUCCCCCCUCCCCCGGUCCUCUCCUCUACGGUGGAUUCAUGCUCAGCUCUCGCCCUCCUCGGUCGCCAUGCAGAACAACCACCAAAAGGAGCAUCUCUAUAAGAUUCUUGUGAUAGGGGACCUCGGGGUCGGCAAGACCAGCAUCAUCAAGCGGUAUGUCCAUCACAACUUCAGCCCCAACUACCGAGCCACCAUCGGGGUGGACUUCGCGCUCAAAGUCCUCAACUGGGACCAGGAGACGGUUCGCCUGCAGCUGUGGGACAUUGCAGGUCAGGAGAGGUUUGGCAACAUGACCCGUGUGUACUACCGCGAGGCCAUGGGCGCCUUCAUUGUGUUUGACGUCACGAGGCCCGCCUCCUUUGAGGCCGUCACCAAAUGGAAGGAGGACUUGGAUUCCAAACUGACACUUGCCAAUGGGAAACAUGUAGCCACUGUGCUUUUGGCUAAUAAAUGUGACCAGGGUCAGGACGUUCUGACCAAUAAUGGAAUAAAGAUGGAGCAGUUCUGCCAGGAGAACGGCUUUGUGGGAUGGUUCGAGACGUCUGCUAAGGAGAACAUCAAUAUCGAUGAAGCAGCUAACUGCUUGGUGAAACACAUCAUCGCCAGUGAGAAUGACAUGCUCCAAUCAGAAGUCCCCGACACCAUCACCCCCCAGUUAGAGAAGGACAAAGGCGGGACAUGCUCCUCUUGCUUCAGAUCCCAGUAACAGCUCCUGACAGUUGGACGUCCUUUUGUAUCUUGUUAUGUGCAAAGUCGAGUUUGUCUGUGAGCAGGAGACCUACUUUGGCUGUUUUUUAAGAAGCAUGUAUGGGUGCCAACUCUUUUCCUGUCUGGUAGCUCGGGUGGAGGUGGGGAGGGGGGGUAUGUAUGACAGAGAGGCAUCUGGCUCAAGAAAUGGAUGGACUGAAUCAGAGACAGAAAGAGAGAUGGAUGCAGCUGUGUGCGCUUGUCAAUGGCAAGGUCACCCUCUGGGCGAUUUCAAGCCUUGACUUCAGUUACCAUGGAGCGCAGUUAAUGAACACAUGCACAGAAAAAUUGUAGCAAAUCACAGUGUAUCUGUACUAAAGGUCCAUGGAGGUAAUCUCUAUUUACAAACCAUGUUAGUUGUCUCUCUUUCUCCCUCCUUCUCCUUCUCUUCCUUUCCUGGUCCCUUCUUUUCUUUGUGUCUUUUUUCUUUUUUCCCCCUGUGUCUGAGUUUGUCUUAUUUCUUCCUCCACGCCCCUCCCUGACAGCAUUUUUAGUUUUUCACAUGUCAUUCUGGGUUGAUAACAGGCAAAAAGAGCACAUUUAUAUCUCGUAAUUCAAUGGUUUUAUAUUAAAUUUAUAUUCCACUGUUCAAUAUUUGUAAUAUUUGUAAUUAUGAGAUAAAUGCAUAUACAUAUAUAUACAAACAUGUACAUAUUAUAUGCAGUUUAAUGAGACAGAUUAGAGAACCAAAGAUGCAUCCAGUUUUCAACAUGUUCAUAUGAAUAAACCAUAGCUUUACUGA
Messenger RNA from Siniperca chuatsi (mandarin fish), 1604 nucleotides. It is a transcript of the gene rab38a, whose product is annotated as RAB38a, member RAS oncogene family. Lineage: Eukaryota; Metazoa; Chordata; Actinopteri; Centrarchiformes; Sinipercidae. Bases 183 to 821 code for a protein of 212 amino acids. Gene Ontology annotation, biological process: endosome to lysosome transport; phagosome-lysosome fusion. The record is from RefSeq and is a predicted model, not a curated record. Gene Ontology annotation, molecular function: GTPase activity; GTP binding. Gene Ontology annotation, cellular component: phagocytic vesicle; lysosome; trans-Golgi network. The transcript is spliced from 3 exons.